Messenger RNA from Vigna radiata var. radiata (mung bean), 795 nucleotides. RefSeq lists its product as uncharacterized. NCBI's taxonomy places the organism in Eukaryota, Viridiplantae, Streptophyta, Magnoliopsida, Fabales, Fabaceae. The record is from RefSeq and is a predicted model, not a curated record. Bases 1 to 795 code for a protein of 264 amino acids. The transcript has 3 exons.
AUGUUUGCUAAGGAGGUAGAGUUUCUUGAGUUGGCACUGAACAACAGAUCGGUGUCGGAGUAUGUAGACCGUUUUAAACAUCUGUUUCGCUUCAACACCAUGACGGUAGAUGAAGACUGGCAGUGCCGGAAGUUUGAGAACGGCCUAAGAAAGGAGAUAAAAUUACUUGUGAAGGGGUUGCGUAUCAGGGAGUUCUCCGCCUUAGUGGAGAUGGCCCGUGAUAUGGAGAAGACCAAGGGAGAGCCAGAAGGGCCUCAAAUACAGCAGAACCAACCACUGAGGGUUGGUGGACGAGUGGUAUCCAGAGUCAGGAGGACAGGACUGCAGCCACGCCAGGCUGGGAGGGCCAUUGAGAGAGGUGGUACCAGACCCCAGGUAGCAGGGAGAGUUUAUGCAUUGACCGGAGCCAAGGCAGUUAGUGCUGGUAACUUGAUUGUAAGCACUUAUUUGUUGUUUGGAGCUUUGUGUGUCAUAUUGUUUGACUCGGGGGCGACACAUUCUUUUGAGUCUGAGGCUUGUGUGGAGAGGCUUAGUCUAGUUGUCAGAGAGCUUCCGUGUAAUAUGGUGGUGUCUACACCAGCAGCUAGGUUGGUCAGGACAUCUAAUGUGUGCUCCAGAUGUUCAAUUAAGGUUGAGGGACGCAGAUUGGGGUACCAUAAAAUCUUGGUAAAAGCUGAUGAGGUUCAGAAGACAGCUUUCAGAUCCAGAUAUGGCCAUUAUGGGUAUGUAGUCAUGCCUUUUGGUGUGACUAAUGCUUCAGCCAUCUUUAUGGAUUACAUUGAACAGGAUAUUUAG